CUCUUUUUCUUUUCUUUCUUCUUUUAUUUCCAAAAUACUAGUCUUCUAUAAAUAAUGGACGAAUUUACAAGACCUAGUGAAGAAGUGAUCAAACAAUGGCAAGACCAAUUGCUUGGAAAGUAUAUUCUUGAACCCAAUGAACCUCUUGAUGGUCUUACUGAAGACGAGGUUGUUCGGUCCAAUACGUUACGUCAACCUGUACAAGUCUUACCACCUGGUGCUCCAAUGAUUCGAAACCUAGUUCCAGGAAGAAUGAAUGUAUUCAUAGACGACAACAAAAAGACCACUCAAGUUUAUUUUGGUUAGAUAGUAUAGUUAGUUUAUGAAUGUAUAUAUACCGUAUUAUUACUAUUAUUAUUGUUAUCAUUAUUAAUGAUCGUAUUGAAAAAAAAGAAUAAAAUUUACCUCUUUAGUUAUAAUAUA
Molecule: messenger RNA, 423 nt
Organism: Halteromyces radiatus
Lineage: Eukaryota; Fungi; Mucoromycota; Mucoromycetes; Mucorales; Cunninghamellaceae
Exons: 2
Coding region: 55-306 (83 amino acids)
Source: RefSeq, a predicted model, not a curated record